This is a messenger RNA of Enterobius vermicularis (human pinworm), 1659 nucleotides long. Lineage: Eukaryota; Metazoa; Nematoda; Chromadorea; Rhabditida; Oxyuridae. The record is from the annotation of a GenBank genome assembly.
AUGACAUUUGCUGAAUGCGGGUACGCUUGGGCAAAAGGUUUAGAAGGUGUUCUUGAAGAUGGAGUUGCAUUGGAUGUCUUUAAACAAUGGAUCAGCGAAAACAAUCCACAAGCGAGAAAUGCAUUAGAUUUACAUUUUGCUAUCAAGGCGUUUAGCAUGAAAACGGGUUGUUGCAAUUUUAUUCCAUCGACGGUUCGAAAGGAGAUGUCCGAAAGGGUGCAUUCAUUAUCUACCGCGAAUCCGCCGAGAAUUGGUUUCUUCAAUCCAUGUACAGAACAUAUUCUUGCACAUUUGCGCAAGCAAUACGAAACUUUUGCUAAUUCAGCCUAUUUCCAGGAGCUAUGUGGUCGAAGUUAUGUUAUUGAAGAUAUACCGUCAACGUCGUAUACGCGCAAUCAGCCGUUAUCCGCUCAUCAGAACCUAACUAAAGCCUCACAUGUGUGCAUGAAUACUGCAGAAUGGGGGCGACGGACGGCUAAGAUGCCAAGGCCUGUUCGACCAAAUCAAAACAUACAUUCGUUGACUGUCAAAAGCGGUAAAUGUGAAUGGGAAAAUCAGAAUAGCUUUCAUGGUGAAGAAGCAUCUAAGAAAAACUUUGGUAGACGGCAGUGUGAUCGUUUUGGAAACAGUUUUUUGUUUUCACCAUACGUUUGUGAAGGUACACGUUUUACGCACGAAAUCGCUGAAGAACGAGAACGUUUUGCAGCGAUUUUGAAAUCAAAACUACAAAUUAUUGCCGAUUUAAUUGAACAAAAACAGCGUGAAACAGGAAAAGAGCUAUACGCGAGAGACGUCCUAACAACUCCGACUUCAAAAGAGGUCAGUUCGACAGCAAAGGAAACCACGAAGAUAAAUGAAGAAAGUGAUUCGGUAAUUAGCGAAGAGGAUCUGUUGACAACCUACGUUGAAAAGAUGAAUAACGCUGAUUCUGAUAAGCAGCCCUCAGCUAGAAAUGAACGACGGCGGUCCACGUCUCUGUCACCGAAUCCAUUUGACGGUCACUCACACAUUUAUACAAAAGUCACAAAUCCGUAUGGCGAACGAGGUUUUGCUCCUCCGCCUGGCGGUUUUCGAUCUCAAGAACAACCGUAUAGCAGCUGUAGUCAUUCACACAUCUCACAAGUAGCGCGUAGUGCUACUCCGUUAUCAAAUGGCGGAUAUGGUGGUCAUCGUUUGUCUGAUAGUUCUGGUUUCUGCAGUGCUGAAUCAGCAAACAUUGUAAAUAUGGGUGCUCUGUACAGAAAAGCUCGUCAUAUUGCUUCUCAAGAUUGUUCACUUCACAAUACAAAUAUGGCCCGAAGAGGAUUUAGUAUGCACCCUGGUGUUUUACACGCAAUUGCGACUUUGCCAAGGCAAGAACGAUGUAGUGGAAACUUUGGUAUGACAAACGAUGAUUCUUUGCUAACUGUUUCAUACAAAGAAGAAAAUGGUGAAGCACCGUUUGUUGCAAAGUUACGUGAACGAGAAAUAACUUUCCGAGAAUUUCGGCACUGUUUUGGGAUUUCGUCAAAAUGUAAUAAAAAAUUCUUCUUCAAAAGCGAGUGUGAAGACGGAUCAGCGCCGUAUCAAUGGACAACAGUUAGCGACGAUCACGCAUAUUUGCCAAUAUUUCAGGGAAGAGUUACGGCUGAAUGUCGUACAUUUACAGAAUCUGACUGA